AUGUCCAUCGCUCCGAAUGGCACCAACUCGAGUGCGGUGUCGGGAGAGAUGGACUUCUCGGGGUGCCACACCGGCGGCCCCCACACGGACGACCUCUCUCCCUUCAGCAACGGGCUCUUCCUGUCGGAUGGCGUCACGGUCGGGGCCACCUCGCGGGCCACCACCGCUGUCACGACAGCGACGAGUCUCACGGCGGAUGCGAUCACCCGCACCGGCGUGACGGAGCUCGACACGCUGAAUGAGGUGAGUGGACACGCCGCCGCCGCGGCCGGGGCGGAUCAACUUCGUUUUUCUCCUCCUGCUUCUGCGAUGGCAACGAUGGCGGUGGCAGCGGUGGUCGCCUCCCACGAACACGUCAGCAGGACGUCCACUUCGGUGCUGCACACGGCGGUGGCCGCCGUCUCCGACACACCGCCGGCGUACACGACGACCACGACGACAGAGGAGAGGGGCGGGGAGGGGGCGUGCGAGGGAUUCCACGACAGCCCCUCGAUGCCGGGCCCCGUGGUGGGGCCGUGGGGCACUGCGUUGGCGACGCCGAUCCCGUCUGACGACGCGGCCGCGACAACGGACUCUGUCACGCUGCUGCCGGUGUCGACCGACGAGGAGAGCUGUGCGGUGCAUGGUAGGCAGGACAGCGUUAACCCUGCUGCUGCUGCUGCCGCUGCUGCUUCUUUUUUGGGUUCGCAGCACUUCGCUCGUGCACCACUGCGCGUGCACUGGUGCUGUGCGGCGCAUUGGCGAGCCGUUCACCGCAUGGAGCGCGGUGUUCAGGCACCCGCCGCGGUGCCCGCCACGGACAGCGACGACGACGUCAGCAGCGCCGCACAGGACGUGUACUGCGUGCCGGCGCACGUGAAGCGACCACUCAAGGAUCACGGGGCGGACGUGCGUGUGUCAGAGACACUCUUGCACCUCUGGCCCGAGGAGGACGAAGCGGAGGGGCACCGCGUCACCCUCGCGGUGCGCACGCUGCCGUCGUUCAUCGCCGUCUCAACGUCGGCGCUGCAGCGCACCGAGCUGCCGCGGUGCGAGUUCUGCGGAAGAGAAGCCGUGCCGUGUGCGACGGCGGACGAUGAGAAGAGAGGCGAGGAAGAGAAGAACGGGCAGGCGGGGCUGCGAGGGUCGGCCGGCGCGCCGGUGCCGAUGCGAUGUGGGACGGGUGCCGUCCCACCCUCGUCGUCCCCCCGCGUCACGAAGGGGCCGUCGCUGCUGCGGAGCGGCUCCACGCCGUGCCAGCGGCCCCUCCACCCGUCCAACGCCACGCCGACGGCGAACUUCUCAAACAGGACGAGCGUGUCGACGCCGAUGCCGCUCUCGUCGUCGACCUCGUCGAUGAGCCUGUGGUGGGUGGAGGGCGUAUGUGCGGAGUGCACCGCUGCAACGUGUGCCACGAGCCUGCGUGAUGCAGCGAUGUUGGCGGCUGUCGCGAUGUUUUAG
Molecule: messenger RNA, 1440 nt
Organism: Leptomonas pyrrhocoris
Lineage: Eukaryota; Euglenozoa; Kinetoplastea; Trypanosomatida; Trypanosomatidae
Exons: 1
Coding region: 1-1440 (479 amino acids)
Source: RefSeq, a predicted model, not a curated record